AUGACUGACCGAGUUACGAAGCCCCGGGCAAGAAAGAAGAAGACUGUCACCAGACCCAGCGUUGGAGUGGCUACACGUGAAGGCAACGCGCGGGCGAUGCCUUCCGCUCGGAGAGACUCAGCUCUGACAACAAAGUCAGAACCUUUUGAUUCAGAAUCAUCACUGCAAAACAUGCCCUUGUCAGCGACGUCCAGCGAUGGCGACGUAUGGUCACAAGAGGCAGAGAAAGCUGUGGCGACAAUACGAUAUCAGUACAGUGCGCCCCAGUAUUAUCAGCCUUCUAAGAUCCAGGGUGAUGCAUUAGACAUGGCUUUCCUUUUACACUUCAUUGAGAUGAACCAGAACACUCGAAACUAUACGCCCGAGAUACCCUGGCUCACACAUCUGCCACUAAUUCACAGCAAAGCAGUCAAGCCGGCAGUGAAGCUGUCGAUGCGUGCAGCGUCCAUGGCCUUCUUCGCCAAGCUAUACCAUGAUCCCACCAUCUUGGUGGAUUCAUACCGCUGGUACACAGUUUCGCUGCAUGCACAGCGACAAUCACUGUCACAGCUGACUGGACCUGAUCGAAUCCCAGACGACGAGGAGAUCUUAGUCCCGAUAAUAUUGGGCCUAUACGAAGUUUAUGCCGGGACCACUUCCGACAGUGUGCUGCAUCAUGUAGCUGCAGCAUGCGAGAUCAUCAAGAUGCGAGGACCGGCAAACUGCAAUUCCGGUGUGGUCUGGCCGAUGUUCAAAGCCAUGCGAGCAGCUGAUGCACAAAAAGCCCUUAUCUUGAACAAGCCUUCCGUAUUCUCAUCGCAUGAUUGGAUGACGAUACCCUUCGCCAAUAUGCCCCGUAAUGCACACCACGAUCUCGCAGAUAUCAUGCUCAUGAUCCCCGACUGCAUCGCUUUAUGCAAAAUCAACGGCAGCUUGCAAACCUUUUUCAACACACCUUUCCCACCCGCCAUUGACCUAGAGCCGUGUCGAAAACGAACGAAAGAGUUGAUCGACAAUCUCGACGAGUGGGCAGCGACCUACCCAUACCUCGCAAAACCAUCGCCAAGUCUCCAGAUCGUGGAGGCGAACAUGGCAAACCUCGCCGUCAGCGGGGUCAAGCCUGCGUUCGAGGGCUCGAAGAAUGUCAUUCUACCAGAUAGCUUUGUUGCGCUUACAAUAGCGAUAUUCGAGUCUGUGCAGAUAGCUCUUAGGAUGUUGUUGCACAAAAUGAAUACCCAGGAUCCGAAAUUGAACGAUCUGAGUCCGCGGUCUUCGCCCACAUCAACGUCGUCGAUUCAGGCUGUGCGGUCAGCAGAGGUCUUACUAAAGACCACAGGACAUCUAGAGGGCACAAAGACCGUCGGUUUCGAUUUUAUCAGAAGUGUAACGCCGGUCGUGGUUGUGGCUAUUCUUGGACCAACAACAGAGCUGAAGGAGAACGCGAUGGCUAUGCUGAAGCGAUGGGGUGAAAAGAGGGGGAUGAAUGGGCUUGUGGGAGCGUGGAUGCAUUUGUGA
Molecule: messenger RNA, 1494 nt
Organism: Didymella exigua CBS 183.55
Lineage: Eukaryota; Fungi; Ascomycota; Dothideomycetes; Pleosporales; Didymellaceae
Exons: 3
Coding region: 1-1494 (497 amino acids)
Source: RefSeq, a predicted model, not a curated record